AUGGCAAGCGAAGAUUCCAAGUCGUUUGGUUCAUCAUUUUCGCACUACUUUCGCACUUAUUCUACUGUCAAAAAAAUCAAAGUACAUAAUACAUCUGUUGCAAUACUCCAUCGUAUACUCCAAUUUGUUGUUCUUGCGUAUAUCGCUGUUUAUAUUGUUUGGCUAAAAAAAGGUUAUCAAGAUGUUCAAAUGCCAAGUGGUUCGAGUGUAAUCAAAGUAAAAGGUGUAGCACGCGUUUCAACUGAUAAUUCAAGUUUUAACUCUAAUAAUAUCAAACAAGAUUUAUGGGACACAGCUGAAUAUCUCAUUCCACCUAUUGAAAAUAAUGCUUUUUUCAUUGCUACUCGAAAAACAGUUACUUACGAUCAAACGUUAAGUACAUGUCCAAGUGGUGGACUUAUUGAAAUUCAACAGAAGUGGAAAUGUAAUUUCGAUUCUCUUGAAGUAGAAAAAGAAUGCUUUCCGACUUUUACCUUCAAUUUAUUACAAAGUGGUAGUGAUGAACGGUCUCCAGGUAUUAACUAUCGGUUUGCUGAGAAAUACAGUGUGAACGGCAUAAAAUAUCGAACAUUGACGAAAAUCUAUGGACUUCGUUUUAUUAUAGCAAUUAGAGGUAAAGGAAGACAAUUUGAUAUUGUUCAUUUAUUCGUCGCGAUUGGAUCUGGUCUUGGUUAUAUGAUAAUAGGAGAAAUAAUAUGUGAAUUUAUUUUCUUAAAGUUUCAUAAAUAUCGAAACGAAUAUCGUCGAAUUAAAACUAAACGAUAUCAUUUAAAUCAAUCAAAGAAAUGUGAUGAUUCAACAAAAGUUGUAUAA
This is a messenger RNA of Adineta steineri, 813 nucleotides long. NCBI's taxonomy places the organism in Eukaryota, Metazoa, Rotifera, Eurotatoria, Adinetida, Adinetidae. The record is from the annotation of a GenBank genome assembly.